Messenger RNA from Penicillium nucicola, 1017 nucleotides. Its product is annotated as D-mandelate dehydrogenase-like dehydrogenase. The transcript has 5 exons. NCBI's taxonomy places the organism in Eukaryota, Fungi, Ascomycota, Eurotiomycetes, Eurotiales, Aspergillaceae. Gene Ontology annotation, cellular component: cytosol. The record is from RefSeq and is a predicted model, not a curated record. Gene Ontology annotation, molecular function: NAD binding; glyoxylate reductase (NADPH) activity; hydroxypyruvate reductase [NAD(P)H] activity. Bases 1 to 1017 code for a protein of 338 amino acids.
AUGGGCUCUACUAGUGCUAAACCUCAGGUUCUCCUCCUUGGAAGGGUUGACCAUGCUUCUACAGCCUGGGAGGCAUUAGGCGAACUAGCAGAACUAGUUAAGCCAACAGCAACCAACCGAGCUGAUUUCAUACAAGAAUGCAAAGAAGGCAAACUAGGCCGGGUUGUCGCGAUAUAUCGAACAAUCCACUCCAUAAGCAUCACAGGACUUGUCGAUGAAGAACUCGUGAACAUACUGCCCAGCUCGCUCAGAUAUAUCGCACACUGUGGAGCAGGAUAUGACCAGAUCGAUGUCCAUGCAUGCAGCGCACGCAAUCCUCCAAUCCGGGUCUCGAAUGUCCCAACCGCAGUGGAUGAUGCCACGGCCGAUGUUAACAUGUUCCUGAUUCUAGGCGCGCUACGCAACUUCAACGCUGGUAUGAAUGCUCUUCGCCAGGGUAAGUGGCGUGGUCAGCCUGCGCCGGCUCUCGGCCAUGAUCCCCAAGGAAAAGUGCUUGGUAUUCUGGGAAUGGGUGGUAUUGGACGGAACCUGAAGAAGAAAGCUGAAGCUUUUGGUAUGAAGGUCAUUUAUCACAAUCGCCGCAAGUUGAGCGAUGAGUUAUCUGGCGGGGCUGAGUAUGUGCCGUUUGAUGUGCUCCUGGCUACCAGUGAUGUGAUCAGUUUGAACCUCCCUUUGAAUAAAAAUACACGCCAUAUUAUUGGCAGGGCUGAAUUUGCCAAGAUGAAGGAUGGAGUCGUUGUUGUUAACACUGCUCGCGGAGCUGUUAUGGACGAGGCUGCCUUGGUCGAGGCCCUUGAUAGUGGCAAAGUGUUUUCAGCUGGUCUUGAUGUUUUCGAAGAGGAACCUAAGAUUCACUCCGGUCUACUAAGCAACGAAAAUGUGAUUCUGGUGCCUCAUAUGGGAACUUGGACUAGUGAGACUAUGCUCGCUAUGGAAGAGUGGACUAUCGAGAAUAUCAGCAUGGCACUACAAUCUGGGAAGCUGAAGAGUCCUGUUCCGGAGCAGGCUGAUCUAUAG